AUGAAUAAUAGCACAAGUCUGAACAAUAGCACAAGUCUGAACAACAGCACAAGUCUGAGCAAUAGCACAAGUCAUCAACUAACGGCGGACGCUUCGAGAUUUCUUUGUGAUUUAUUGAAGAUCUAUCGAUCAAGACCAACAUCCGAGUCUCGAUUGGCUAGUUAUAUCAUUGGCGCCGAACCGGGAAUUCACUUGCGUGGUGCAUUUUAUGCUGCUGCUGUACUUCGAUUUGGUUUGCUGAUCCGAUCGAUGCGUUCGGGAACAGAUGAAGUAAAGUUGUGGGAAGGAAGGGGCGCUGCGAUUGCCACCUUGGGCAUAAGUCAAAAUCAACGACCAGAAGGACAACCAGCCCGUACACGUUUGGCAUCUUUACUUCGAAAUCCUAUCCUCGGAAAUGCCAUCAUGAUUUUUAUCCCUAUAGCAGUAACAGUGACCAUCUUUACUGUUUUUAUCAUUGCUAACGUACAUUCAAGAGCAUUACAAACUUCAUUGAUAAAAAUCUUUGAACAAAUCGGAAAAUUCCCUAGUACAACUAAUUGUACUUCUCAAGGGUUCAUAACAGAACUUCCUGGUACAAAGCUCAUUCAAAUCUUACCGAUAACUUAUUCAGAAACUUAUUCAGAAAGGAAUAGGCAAAGUUAUGUAACUGGAAAUAGUGAUUCUUUCAACUCUUAUUCAAGUAAUCGUAUCAAAUCUAACGAUAGUGGAACGAGAGAAAUGGAUAGAGCUUUCAAUGCGAUUAUCGUGAAUAUUGGUGUUUUGAAACAAUCAAUUACUGCACCAUCAUCUAAAGAAUUAAAAUCAUUUAAAAAAACUAAAAAAGCAUCUGAAGUUAGUUUUAGUUUUGAUCAUCUAAAUCAUCCAAGAAAUUUAAAUCAUAAUGGUACUAUUACUUCUCGUGGUGAAAUCUUCGGUCAAGCUAUUUAA
This is a messenger RNA of Melampsora larici-populina 98AG31, 927 nucleotides long. RefSeq lists its product as uncharacterized. Lineage: Eukaryota; Fungi; Basidiomycota; Pucciniomycetes; Pucciniales; Melampsoraceae. Bases 1 to 927 code for a protein of 308 amino acids. The transcript is spliced from 5 exons. The record is from RefSeq and is a predicted model, not a curated record.